Molecule: messenger RNA, 5571 nt
Organism: Hippocampus zosterae (dwarf seahorse)
Lineage: Eukaryota; Metazoa; Chordata; Actinopteri; Syngnathiformes; Syngnathidae
Gene: kbtbd8
Product: kelch repeat and BTB (POZ) domain containing 8
Exons: 5
Coding region: 1565-3151 (528 amino acids)
Molecular function (GO): protein binding
Source: RefSeq, a predicted model, not a curated record
GAAAAAAAUCUUCAUCGUUUCAUGUACUAAUCAGACGUACAGAACACGGUCAAGUUAUAUACUGUGCGGCUGUAUACCUCUAGACAUUACUGUCAAUGUGUGACAUGUUGUGUUCUUGUUAAAGGAGACCGUGUUGUAAACGACUCCUCAAGAGUGUUUGAGUGUCGCUAGCUUGGCUUUGCGGCUAACGUUAGCCGCUGUGGCUAACCGUCGGCCGGUUAGCUUGCUACCUACAGCUGAUUGUGUAAACACUUGUUCGUGACUCCAGACAAAGCGUAGAAAGUUCAGGCGGUCGCGUCGUUCAGCGCCACUAAUGACAUACACACCGCCUCUUAUGUUCCGUUGAAGCCGAAUUUAGGUCGGGGCUCGAAGCAUCUGAAGUUUUUUGUUUAAUCAUUGAAUUCGAUCUGGUGAAGCUUGAGGGAUGGCAUGCUAAAUAUUAGCGUGGGGGCUGCCGUUUGCUAAAAGUUCAGCGUGGAUGUUGAUCAAGGAACGUUCAUAACUUAUCGCCUCGGCUUUUAAUCAACAGCGACCGCCUAUGACGUGACUUGUGAUGGUAAUUGGAAAAGUUGUAGUUCAGCCAAGGUAGCGUCCUUCCUCCCCCCACCAAAGUCUUCGGCGAAUUCAGUCGGCGAGCUAGCUACCAUCCGCCGCUGUGUUUUGCAAUCCGCUCAGUUCAAGUCUUUGUCCUGUCAAGUUGCAAGCGUUGCUCAACACGAGGUGUGUGUUGUGAACGGCCCCCUCCCCCAAUAAAUAUGAGAUCACAAUAGUCAGGCACGGUUUCCCUUUAGAUUCCACCAACGUGGCUCUACUCGUGUGACAAGAAACGUGUUUACAAAUGGCAUUACCUUAGGGAAAACUGUUGAACCCUAAAAUGGGUAGAGAUCUUUGGGUAGAGACCCCUCAUAGAGCAACACAACCAGUUUACCUUUACAAAACACACAAUGACUGUGUUCCUGGAAAUAUAUCCAAGGUCCUGAAAUUUCACUCUUAAAUCUUCAUACAGAUUCCCAUUACUUACUAGAAUGUGAUGUGUAUGAUUUUUUUGUUUGUUUUAGUGAAACGUUUUUUUUGCAAACACAUCUCCAAAGUUAAGCUGUGUAUCAUUUUCUGUUUUCUGUCUUUUAUUGAAAUAAUGAAUAUAAAGUAAAGUGCACAAUACAAACUGCAUGUUCAAUCUUAGACAGCAAAUAUUUUCUCAAUUUGCAACGAGAGCGCUUGCAAUGUUGAAUCGGAGUGCGUUGUCUUGGAGCGGUUCAUAAAUGCCUCCGGGUUAGAUGCAAGAAAUUGGUCCAUAAUGGAAUUAUGGGGCAGUAGUGGUAUACUCUCUGUAUGAAGACCAAAUUCUACAGAGGUAGGGAAGCUGUUACAAGUUCAGAAUGGGACGCCUCCAAGCACCAACUACAAUGGGGUAGAUGCUGUACACGCCUGCAAUAUCCUUCAGCAACUUAAAGCUUUGUACGAUGAAGCUCAGCUCACAGACAUUGUCGUAGAAGUGGACCACGGCAAGACCUUCUCGUGUCACCGGAAUGUUCUUGCCGCAAUCAGCCCCUAUUUUAGGUCCAUGUUCACAAGUGGCCUUACAGAGAGCAGCCAACGGGAGGUCAGAAUUGUUGGGGUGGAAUCGGAAUCUAUGCACCUUGUCUUAGACUAUGCCUACACGUCCAGGGUCACGCUCUCCGAGUCCAAUGUCCAGGCCCUGUUCACCGCAGCCAGCAUUUUCCAGAUACCCGCCCUGCAGGACCAGUGUGCCCAGUUUAUGAUUAGCAGGCUUGACCCCCAGAACUGCAUCGGGGUUUUCAUGUUUGCCGAUGCCUACGGACACCAGGAGCUAAAGGAACGCUCUCAAGACUACAUACGCAAAAAGUUCCUGUGUGUUUCAAGAGAGCAAGAGUUUCUCCAGAUGACCAAGGAGCAGCUGGUCAGCAUUUUGAACAAUGACGACCUCAACGUGGAGAAAGAAGAGCACGUAUACGACAGUAUAAUCCGCUGGCUGGAGCACGACCGGAGUGGCCGCGAGGCCCACCUGGCCGAGGUGUUUUCCCAGUGCAUCCGUCUGCCUUUGCUGGACGACGCCUUCCUCAGUCGCAUACCCGCGCCCUUUGCGUGCGCCCUUUCCCUGUCGAAAGACCCCGUCGAGGCCAAAGCCCGCCUCGCUGGCACCAACGGUUGCUCCCAGCGCCUGGGAAUGACCGCGUCCGAGAUGGUCAUCUGCUUCGACGCCGCUCACAAACACUCAGGGAAGAAGCAGACGGUACCUUGCCUGGACACGGCCACGGGGAGGGUGUUCAAGCUGUGCAAACCGCCCAAUGACCUCCGAGAGGUCGGGAUCCUGGUGUCCUCGGAAAAUGACAUCUACAUCGCCGGGGGCUACCGACCCAGCAACAGCGAGGUGUCCAUCGACCAUCGGGCGGAGAGCGACUUCUGGCAGUACGAGCAUGCGGGAAAUCGCUGGCUGCCGCACGCGCCUCUUUUGCGGGCCAGAAUUGGCUGCCGGCUGGUGCACUGCUGCGGGAAGCUCUACGCGCUGGGUGGCCGCGUGUACGAAGGCGACGGUCGAAACGCGUUAAAGUCUGUCGAAUGCUACGACGCCAGGGACAACUGCUGGACGGCCGUCAGCCCCAUGCCGGUGGCCAUGGAGUUUCAUAGCGCCGUCGAGUACAGAGAUCGGAUCUACGUCCUCCAAGGUGAAUAUUUCUUCUGCUUUGACCCUCGCAAGGACUACUGGAGUCACCUCUCCCCGAUGAGCAUCCCUCGGAGCCAAGGUCUGGCCGCCCUCUACAAGAACUGCAUUUACUACAUCGCCGGCAUCUGCAAGAAUCACCAGCGUACGUUCACGGUGGAAGCCUACGACAUCGAGAGGAACAGCUGGAGCCGCAAGCGCGACCUGCCCUUCGACCAGGCCACCAGCCCGUACAUCAAGGCCAUGCCGCUGCAAGGCAAGCUGCACCUGUUUGUGCGGGCCACGCAGGUCAUGGUGGAGGAGCACGUGUUCCGCACCAGCCGCAAGAACUCCCUUUACCAGUACGACGACCAGGCGGACGCGUGGACCAAAGUCUACGAGACGCCCGACCGCCUCUGGGAUUUGGGCCGCCAUUUUGAAUGCGUGGUGGCCAAACUCUAUCCGCAGUGUCUGCAGCGGGUGCUCUGAUGGGGGCUUUUCGGUCGCUCGCGUGAAGCGAAAUCUGCGAGGCGGAGGCGUGGUCCCGCCUGGUCUUGCCGUACCUUCUCGGCCUUGCGCCACAAAGACCUUUUGUUUUUUUUUUGAAUAUGUCUUAAGCCGUCGAACCUUUUGGCUUUGACAAGAUCAAAACCGGGGUGCUUUGAAAGAUUGCAGUAUUCCCCUCCCGCCCCCGACCCGCCCGACAGCGCCAACGACCCACACCGAGGCUUGCUCUAGAAAAGCGUCCAAUGAAUCGUAAGUGCAAUUACUCAACUUGUUUUGCUUCUUGUUGAGCCACGCUGUUUUCAGUUGUUUUGCGGCGCAUAGCCGAGGUUCCACAAGAAGCAUGCGUGUACGCGGCGUGCGCUCUGGAGAUAUGAAUGCGACAUCUCAGCAGAAAGUCAGAUUCUAUAUAGACCUAUAUAAAUAGAUCAACUAUAUAUAUUCAUACGGGUAAUAUGAAUAGCAUUGUUCAUUAGUCAUUUGCUGACUCUGAGGGUUGUGUGCGUACACCCCCCCCCCCCACCCCAACCACCUCUCCUCAGAGUCAAAUCUCUGAAGCUUCUUAUUUUGAGGAGUAGUUGUGAUUUCCCGUGUUUUUCUUUUUUUUUUGUAUGCUAUUUGUGCGUCCUCUCCUCUUCCUCCACAAGUGUCGGCGUGGCUUCUGAGCAAUUUUCACGUUUUUGUUUUGGAAGAUUCCAGUUGCAUGGGGGGGCUUGUGCCUCCCACCCUUUCAGUUGGUGUCCAUUUUGUGUCACACACACACACACACAUGAAGACAACUUGUGAUGUGUCAUGUUGGAAUAUUCCCUCUCCACAUUGGAGAAAUGACAAGAGUGAACUUUGUGUCAACACUAAGUGGGAAGUUCAGACCAACGACCAGGUUUACCUCAAGAGACUUCAGAGUUAUUCCACGAGGAGGAGAAAGAGAGAGAAAAAAAGGACAUUUCUGGACAUUUUGAGUUAACGAGGCGGCAACGGCAUUGAUCCGCGUAUGGCUCGCUCCGGAGCGUCAGUUACAACCGGAUGUAAGCAGGCGAAAACGGCCUACUCCGAAAAUGCAAAAACGGCAUUUGAGGUCUUUGUCAUUACAGAGCUGGAUGUGGGAAAGGGUUUCGUUGUAGCAAUAAUUGUCGGAACUGUGAUGAGGCUACAUGUCUUGAUAUGACCUCCGUGAAAGUGCGUCGAUUGUUUGCCUGCGCUUGUCUGGCAUUGAACAUCGCACGCGUUCCACCGGAGCACGGGCGCAGGCUUGAAUUGCGAGGAGAGCCAUCGGACUCUUGACGCGCUCCUCCUCGAUGAACGAUAUGGGAAAACUCUUCAGCAUUGCACUGACUCGCUCUCACUUCAACUGUCCCGAAACGCAGGCUCGUUUAGCAGAAGCGCCGCUUGGGAAAAGGCCAUGAAUCCGUCUCGACGUACGUGCCACCGCCGGCGGACUAACAGUUGGUGCUGCUUUCAUUUUGAUUUUUGUUUUUUGACAAUCUUUUCUCAGAAGUAAGACCGCAGCCAAGUGGCGUUUCUCUGCCCGCGUGACAUUUUCAGUACAUUACUGUCGAUUCCUGUGUCAUCUUUGCACUACAACACAAGAGUGGCCCGCACUCGGCAGCAUUAUUACAAUCGCCCGCCCCCCCACACACGAUCCCCCACAAAAUUAAUAAGACUUGCAAACAAAGCAUUCAUGAAAAAAAGAAUUUGACACCACCGUGAAAUGAAAACCGCAGGCGCGGACUUUCGCGGCUCCCUUGCAGAGUUGAUGUUAAAGCUUCACUCACACAAUUUACAGUUGGCAAGCGAGCUAGGAGGAAUUCUCAGGAUUUCUACUGAAACAGUACUGUAUUGUUCAUUUUUUUUUGCUCAUGUGUAUUAUACUGUACUAUAGGUUUGCUGUACUUGCACAGUUUUUAAACUUCAGUUUCUUUUACAACUUGAAAAAUAGAUUUUUUGUUUUUGUUUUUUUUUUGUUUUGGUUGUUGUUGUCUUCAGUGGCGUUUCCCACUUUUUUUGUUGUUUCCUAUUUAGUUAUGGUAGAUUAAACCUGUUCCGAGAAGAUUGCCUGCACCAGUAAUACAGUUGAAUUGGACCCCCCCCACACACACACACACACUAUAGUACAGGACCGUCUCACCAGCAUUGUGCAUAAAUAAACUACUUUUGAAACACCAGUCAUGAAUGACAGUCCAACAAGCUAAGAAUGCAACAAUAAGUUGAAGCGUCCACGGCCCUGGGCUGCAAUACAAAAGCUCAUCUCAUCAAGUGUGUGCCCCCCCCCGCGUCCAGGUGCUAUUUUACUCCUUUUCUCCACUUUGCUGGUUUGUCUUUUUUGGGUUAUGGUUUCUAGUGGUUCGUUGAGCUCAACUGUGAAAUUCACGUUGCACAUAACUUGAAAAUAAAACAAUUGAAAGUGA